This is a messenger RNA of Adineta ricciae, 1557 nucleotides long. The record is from the annotation of a GenBank genome assembly. NCBI's taxonomy places the organism in Eukaryota, Metazoa, Rotifera, Eurotatoria, Adinetida, Adinetidae.
AUGGCAAUGAAUAAAUCUACUAUAAAACAGAAUGGGCACUCAAGUAUGAAUGAAAAUCGAACGGAUGAUGAUUACGGUGGAGGUGGAAGUGAACAAAAUACACAAAUAUCUACAACAAACCGAAGUGUUGAGAAUCGCAAAUCCCGUUCAAAUUCACAUCAUAUUCGUGCGAACAUGCGCGUCGACGCUACUCGGUGGUGGCUAGUUCACUUUAUUCAACGGUUUAUUGUCGAUCCAAAACGAACAUUAACGCGCAGUCGCAGUGCAACUGAUGCAACACGAUUUUUACGUCAUAUUCAAGCGCGUAUAUCAACAGCCAUCAAAUGUGAUACCGCUUAUGAAGAAUCAUCGAAUAGCACAAAGCGAAGAACUAGUGCUUGUGAUCAUAAUCAUAUGUCUGAUUAUGAAAAUGGUACAUGUGUUCGAACACGUUCACAAUCGGUCCCAAGUCAUGUCGUUUCAAAUUCCAAUCAUCAGAUGUUGUCAAUCAAGCGUCAAUCACAGCCAAUUGUACGUUCAUCAUCAGUGCAUGAUCUUAAUCGACAUGAAGUAUUCCGUGCGAAUGAAUUGGAUUUUGGUCCUAUCAUCGGUCAGGGAUUUUAUGGUAUUGCGCGAACAGUUACACUACGCAGAACUGGUCAGAUAAUGGUGAUGAAAGAAACCAAAACUCUCGAUAAAGAAGCACAAAAAAUCUUUGUAAAAGAAGUUCAAGUUCUAAAGCGACUCAAACAUCCGAAUGUACUGAACUUCAUGGGUUUACUUCUCGAUAAAGACAACCAAAUGUGUUUUCUUGUUGAUUACAUUGCCGGUGGUACACUUAAGAACAUUAUUCAUGACUUAUCGACAACAUUGACAUGGCUACAACGCCUGCGCUAUGCAAAAGACAUAGCUGCUGGAAUGGAAUAUUUACAUUUGUGUAAUAUUAUCCAUCGCGAUCUGAACAGCUCCAACUGUUUAGUGAAAUCCGAUGGCCAUGUCGUUGUUGCUGAUUUCGGUCUCUCAAGAAUCAAUCUUGAGGAUGAUGACGAAACAGCAAUGUCCAUGAAUGAUGGCUCAUCAGGCAAUUUUCGACGAGAUCAACGUAGUACAAGUACCACCAUUACCUCCAACGGAAGCGUCGUCGUUGUUCGACCGAAAACUCGGCGACAAUUGUUAAGAGAUCGACAACGAUAUACGGUUGUCGGUUCACCAUAUUGGAUGGCACCGGAAAUGCUGAAAGGUCAAUGCUAUGACGAACGUGUAGAUAUUUUCUCAUUCGGCAUUAUGCUUUGUGAAAUUAUCGGCCGUGUACAAGCUGAUCCUGAUUAUUUACCACGUACACAAGAUUUUGGUUUAAAUGUGCAUUUAUUCAAUCAAAAAUAUUGUAGUAAAGACUGUCCGAAGCAGUUCAUCGCUAUAGCAAUAGCGUGUUGUGACAUAAAUCCUGAUUCCAGGCCGGCAUUUUGUGUGUCUCAUCCAUGGCUCGAAGCUCUUGCCUUAAGUGUAGAAACAGGCGUUUGUCUAUCAUCUUCAUCGUCUUCGAAUCCAAACUCAAAUCGCAUCUCCAAUGGAGAUUAA